This is a messenger RNA of Oryzias latipes (Japanese medaka), 2565 nucleotides long. The record is from RefSeq and is a predicted model, not a curated record. NCBI's taxonomy places the organism in Eukaryota, Metazoa, Chordata, Actinopteri, Beloniformes, Adrianichthyidae.
AUGGCGGAGCAGCGAGGCCAGCAUGGAGCAGGAGCCCCCACCGAAACGUUGCACCGCCACAGAUCUCUGUGUUCGCUGACCAGCAGGCUACAGAGGCGGCACAGUCACGCUUUGCAAGCAGAGAGCAGCUGCCUUUAUUCAUGCUCUCAAAGGCCCAGAGCCCCGUCUGUCCCGUACAGGGAAGCCCUGUCGAACCGCCGCGUCCUCCCCAGCUCCACCCAGAGCAGAGGGCCUCACUCAGCGGUGCAGCAGAGCCUGGAGCAGGAGGAGGAGGAGCACGGGCUCCUGGAGGCCCAGCUGGGGAAGGUGCGGCUGGAAAAGGAGAACCAGCUGGAAGCGCAGCUCGCGGCGGCUCUGGGGGGGAGCCCAGACUCGCAGACAGCGGCAGCAGGCGGACCCCCGCCAAACCACCAGGAAGCAGAGGCGGAGCAGAGCCCCGCGGGGCAGCAGACGACGGCUCUCUGCACCAGCCUGGAUGAGCUGGCCUCGACCACGAGGAGCUACGAGGAGCAGCUGAGCAUGAUGAGCGACCACCUCUGCAGCAUGAAGGAGACCCUGAGCAAGCAGAGGGAGCAGAUCGACACCCUCAAGCUGGGCAGCAAGAGAACCUUCAAAAACCUUCAAAGAACCUUCAAAGAACCUUCGGAAACCUUCAAAGAACUUUCAAGAACCUUCAAGAACCUUCGGAGAACCUUCAAAAACCUUCAAAGAACCUUCAAAGAACCUUCAAAAACCUUCAAAGAACUUUCAAGAACCUUCAGAGAACUUUCAAGAACCUCCAGAGAACCUUCAAAAACCUUCAAGAACCUUCGGAAACCUUCAAAAACCUUCAAAAACCUUCAAAGAACUUUCAAGAACCUUCAGAGAACCUUCAAAAACCUUCAAAGAACCUUCAAAGAACCUUCGGAAACCUUCAAAGAACUUUCAAGAACCUUCAAGAACCUUCGGAGAACUUUCAAGAACUUUCAGAGAGCCUUCAGAGAACUUUCAAGAACUUUCGAGAACUUUCAGAGAACCUUUAAGAACCUUCAAAGAACCUUCAGAGAACCUUUAAGAACUUUCAGAGAACCUUCAAGAACCUUCAGAAACCUUCAAAGAACUUUCAGAGAACCUUCAAAAACUUUCAAGAACCUUCAAAGAACUUUCAAGAACCUCCAGAGAACCUUUCAAAAACCUUCAAGAACCUUCGGAAACCUUCAAAAACCUUCAAAGAACUUUCAAGAACCUUCAGAGAACUUUCAAGAACCUCCAGAGAACCUUCAAAAACCUUCAAGAACCUUCGGAAACCUUCAAAAACCUUCAAAAACCUUCAAAGAACUUUCAAGAACCUUCAGAGAACCUUCAAAAACCUUCAAAGAACCUUCAAAGAACCUUCGGAAACCUUCAAAGAACUUUCAAGAACCUUCAGAGAACUUUCAGAGAACCUUUAAGAACCUUCAGAGAACCUUCAGAGAACCUUUAAGAACUUUCAGAGAACCUUCAAAAACCUUCAAGAACCUUCGGAGAACUUUCAAGAACUUUCAGAGAGCCUUCAGAGAACUUUCAAGAACUUUCGAGAACUUUCAGAGAACCUUUAAGAACCUUCAAAGAACCUUCAGAGAACCUUUAAGAACUUUCAGAGAACCUUCAAGAACCUUCAGAAACCUUCAAAGAACUUUCAGAGAACCUUCAAAAACCUUCAAGAACCUUCAAAGAACUUUCAAGAACCUCCAGAGAACCUUUCAAAAACCUUCAAGAACCUUCGGAAACCUUCAAAAACCUUCAAAGAACUUUCAAGAACCUUCAGAGAACUUUCAAGAACCUCCAGAGAACCUUCAAAAACCUUCAAGAACCUUCGGAAACCUUCAAAAACCUUCAAAAACCUUCAAAGAACUUUCAAGAACCUUCAGAGAACCUUCAAAAACCUUCAAAGAACCUUCAAAGAACCUUCGGAAACCUUCAAAGAACUUUCAAGAACCUUCAGAGAACUUUCAGAGAACCUUUAAGAACCUUCAGAGAACCUUCAGAGAACCUUUAAGAACUUUCAGAGAACCUUCAAAAACCUUCAAGAACCUUCGGAGAACUUUCAAGAACUUUCAGAGAGCCUUCAGAGAACUUUCAAGAACUUUCGAGAACUUUCAGAGAACCUUUAAGAACCUUCAAAGAACCUUCAGAGAACCUUUAAGAACUUUCAGAGAACCUUCAAGAACCUUCAGAAACCUUCAAAGAACUUUCAAGAACCUUCAAGAACCUUCGGAGAACUUUCAAGAACUUUCAGAGAACCUUCAGAGAACUUUCAAGAACUUUCGAGAACUUUCAGAGAACCUUCAAGAACUUUCAAGAACCUUCAAAGAACCUUCAGAGAACCUUUAAGAACUUUCAGAGAACCUUCAAAAACCUUCAAAGAACCUUCAAGAACCUUCGGAAACCUUCAAAGAACUUUCAAGAACCUUCAAGAACCUUCGGAGAACUUUCAAGAACUUUCAGAGAACCUUCAGAGAACUUUCAAGAACUUUCGAGAACUUUCAGAGAACCUUCAAGAACCUUCAAAGAACCUUCAGAGAACCUUUAAAAACUUUCAGAGAA